Vigna radiata var. radiata (mung bean) is the source of this 911-nucleotide messenger RNA. RefSeq lists its product as uncharacterized. Gene Ontology annotation, molecular function: hydrolase activity, acting on glycosyl bonds. The coding region runs from base 444 to 833 and encodes 129 amino acids. The transcript has 3 exons. The record is from RefSeq and is a predicted model, not a curated record. Lineage: Eukaryota; Viridiplantae; Streptophyta; Magnoliopsida; Fabales; Fabaceae.
GAAUGAGUGGUAAUGUUAAAUUAAGGAACCAAAGCAGUGUUCCUCGAUCUGGGCCACCUUAGGCUUCCUUCUAAUUCAAGCAUUGCUUGUCUGAAGGAAAGCAACUGGGAAAGAAAAAUAUAAUCAAAAAUCAGAAAGCUAACUCUUUUACUCUGUUUUCAUUUCUCUCCCUUCUUUUGGGAUUACUUCAAAGGAUAUUUAAUAACAAUCAGUUAUAUAUUUCAUUCAAGACCAAAAUCUAUCGCUAUUCCCACAAUGGGCUUCUUGUUGACGAGUUUAGCUGCUUGGUCUCACACUUUUCGUAGCCUUCACUCACAAAUUUGCUGACUCACUCUGUUGUGUAUAUAUGUAGAAGAUGUUAUGACACUUUGACUUCAGAAUCAGAGAGACUCUCCAACUUUUGCUCUUACUCUGAAGGUUUGGGUUAGAAGUCUGAAAAGGCUAUGGGAGACUUAACGAUGAUCAACGAAGGAAACCACUCUCAGCAGUUCGUUGAUGAAAACAUCAUAGUAAAUCAACAGUUUGAUGAUGGCCUGAAUAGUUGGUCUGGAAGAGGCUGCAAGAUUGCCUUACAUGACUCCAUGGGAGAUGGGAAGAUCCUUCCGAAGUCUGGCAAAUUCUUUGCAUCUGCAACAGAACGUACCAAAAGCUGGAACGGGAUUCAGCAGGAGAUCACAGGAAGAGUGCAGCGCAAGCUUGCCUAUGAGGUUACUACAUUAGUUCGGAUAUUUGGGAACAGUGUCACCACUUCUGAUGUAAGGGCUACUUUGUGGGUUCAAGCACCAGAUCUUCGCGAGCAGUAUAUAGACAUUGCCAAGUUAGUUCCAUCUUAAUGCUUUAUUCCAUCGUUUCGCAUAGACUCUAAAUGAUAUGACUUUUCUGGUUUAUUAUUCUUGUUAUUGCAAAUAUAA